Topomyia yanbarensis is the source of this 2037-nucleotide messenger RNA. Its product is annotated as facilitated trehalose transporter Tret1-like. Gene Ontology annotation, cellular component: membrane. Bases 70 to 1491 code for a protein of 473 amino acids. The record is from RefSeq and is a predicted model, not a curated record. The transcript is spliced from 2 exons. Gene Ontology annotation, molecular function: sugar transmembrane transporter activity. Lineage: Eukaryota; Metazoa; Arthropoda; Insecta; Diptera; Culicidae. Gene Ontology annotation, biological process: transmembrane transport; carbohydrate transport.
UUAGUCCAGCAUAACGUUGAUACUGUUGAACAGAAUUGUUAUUGUUAAGGUGUUUUGCACCAGUUCAUUAUGGGAGUACUGCAGAACAUCAAGGAUUUUAGAAAGUAUUCAAAUCAAUAUUUGGCUGCUUUUACAGGCACACUCCUGACCUUCUCCGUGAUUGCUUCGUACGGAUGGACAUCACCUACGCUUCCGAUUCUACUCGCCGACGAUUCUCCACUGCCAAUCACUCCGGACGAAAGUUCAUGGAUAGUUUCGAUCCUGGUGCUCGCAUCGAUUGCCGGUCCCAUACCGACGGCUUGGGCAGUUGACAAAUUUGGUCGCAAGUACACUAUGCUGUUCGCUGCCAUUCCCACCAUCAUCGGCUGGAUACUGAUCGGGGUCGCGCAGUCCGUCCCAGUGCUGUACGUGUCUCGUUUGCUGAGUGGAAUAUCCUACGGAAUGCAGUAUUCUUCCAUGCCACUCUACCUCGGUGAAAUAGCGUCAGACGCCAUUCGUGGCUCAAUCGGGACGCUUCUCACUGUUAUGGCGAAGGCUGGAAUUCUGGUCGAAUACAGUGUAGGGCCGUACGUUGGUUUUCGUACGCUGGCCUGGAUUUCUCUCGUGUUUCCCAGUGCGUUUUUCGUCCUUUUCAUGUGGAUGCCGGAGUCUCCGUAUUACCUAUUAGCAAAGAACGAUCAGGAAUCGGCAGCGAAAAGUUUACGAUGGUUGAGAAAACGUGAUGAAGUUCAUGACGAGCUUAUUAUGAUGAAAACAGCCGUGGAAAAAUCUAAGCAAAAUAAAGGAACUUUUCGGGAGCUUCUAACGCCCGGUAACAGACGUUCACUGAUUGUGGUGCUAGGUCUAGGAGCAUUACAGCAGCUUUGCGGAAGUCAAGCAGUUAUUGCUUACUCACAGCAAAUUUUCGAAGAAGUUCAGAGCGGUCUGAAAGCACACGAAUCAUCCAUUAUAAUGGCAGUGAUUCAAUUAAUUACAGCAACUCUAUCUUCUUCGAUCGUUGAUCGAGUUGGUCGUAGGCCACUGUUGCUAAUAUCCACUGCAGGCUGUGCGAUAGGUACAUUCAUCGUUGGGUUGUACUUUUUCCUUCAACAACAAGGUGUCGCCGUACAAAGUGUCAGCUGGAUACCAUUGGUGGUAAUAAUGUUGUACAUCAUCUCCUACACUAUUGGACUCGCAACAGUACCAUUCGCUGUUUUGGGAGAGCUAUUUCCUGCCAAUGUUAAAGCCGUUGCUGCCGCAAUGUACACCAUGUUUGCUUCCUCCGUUGGCUUCGGAGUUGCUAAACUGUACCAGGUGAUAUCCGAUGAGCUUGGGACUUAUGUGUCGUUUUGGAUUUUUGCUGUCUGCUCCUCGUUGUUUGUAAUAUUUGUGUAUUUAUUGGUACCCGAGACCAAAGGCAAGCCGUUGGACCAAAUCCUCGAGGAGAUGCGCUUCUCGCAGAACCGAAGUCUAACCAACUGUUGUCGACGAGGAAAGACGGUUAAACUGUAGACACUAUACCGGUUCCAUGGAUCAGCGAAAGCAGUAAUAUUUUUUUUCUUGCAGCAAGCAACAAUGUAGGGUUUUUUUGAAAAUCAAGGUUUUGCGUUUCGACUUCGUCUCAUCAGUAACUGGCAGAAAUGACUUGGUUACCAAAUAAACACUAAAGUGCAAUCUGGGUGAAGCCCACAAGCAUAGAAGUUUGGAUUGCGCAUUGUCUUGUCAGCCGAACCAUGUUUUGAACUCGCUACGUUCUCAACAACAAUCAGAACUUCUGUGCUUGUGGGACAUCAGUGGGCAGUUUGUUUAUGAACGUGUUCCUUUUUUAUAUAGCGAUUUCUACCAGAUACUUGACUUGUGUGGUCUUGAUGCACAAAUUAGAUUGACCUCAUUUUUGCGGGCAGUAAUGUAGCAUAGAACUAAAUGUUUUUGCGAUCUAAAUUGUAUUACAAAAUUACUAAAAUCGAUGGUCUAUGGAAUCUGUAGUACUUGUAGGUUUAUCCAAAGAAGUCUGAAUGUGGAACGAUCCAUUACUCUCUUUUGUUCAAACAGUAAAUA